AUGUCACUGUACGCGGAAGAUGACCUGGGUGGAUACUUGGCUCAGGAGGAUACCUCUUCUGUCGGGACGACCCCAGGGGAUCCAUUACACGCUUUAACAACAGCAUUGGCAUUACCAUCCGAAUCACCCGCUCAACAAGAUGGUCUGUUCGAAGCUGCAAAGAAGUUUGAAGGAAAUCCUGGGAAAUUACCUGAGCUCGUCCCUCAGUUGCUCGGAUUGAUCUCAGAUGGGGGAGAUUCAAUGUUAAGGUUCUGGACAUUGGAUAUGAUCGCUUUAGCUGUUGGGAGGAGUGGAUUGAAACUUGAUAUCAAACUACAUGUUGCUCAACAAUGUCUGGAGGCAUUAGUAAAGCUUCUGAAUUCGCCAUCGAUAUCAACGAUCAAAGCUGUCAUUCCAAUAUUUUCAACUAUCUACCCAUUGAUGUUCCGACUCCUAGCUACUUCUAGACCGCAACCCGAAAUAGUCGAUCUAUUCAAUGUAUCCAAGAGGAAGAUAUUGACUCUAGCUUUGGAUCCCACUUCUCAUCCUGGCAAUGUUGGAAUCAAAGCUGCCGCCUGGAAAUUCCUACAGAAAGUAGUAUUGGCGGGUACGAGAGCUGCGGGAGCUGAUCCGAGACUUCAACACAGAGCAACAAAUCCUAAAGAUGUCAAUCUAAGUAUGAUUCAACCUGAUUGUGCAUUAAAUCCAGCGGAAAUUGAAGAAGAAGGAAGCGCUCUUCUCACUCAAUUGGUCACCCAUCUGUAUUCAUUAUCUGAUCCUGCUUUGCUUCAUCCCCUGAUCAAUACUCUUCCCGUGCUGUGUAAAUCACGACCCAUGAUCGCAGAUGCACUCAUCAGUUCAAUGACACUUUGGACACCGUCAGCUUUGGGUGCAGCAGGUAGACAACCAAUGGAAAUCAGGGCGGUGGAAAAAACUAUGCGGAUUGUCAUGUCUCACCUUCUACGACAUCCUCCAUUCGCGAAUUUCUCCGCUCGAUUGAAUGAAGCUUUAGUCCGUCAGAAACAACGGAUGGAAUCUGCUUUCGUCGUCGAGGCGUCUACACGGAAAGAGAGACGAAAAGCCAAAGCACCAGGUAAACAUGCUAUGGAAGCUGAAUCAAGUGAACAAGCUCAAAAAAGAGCGAGAUUGGAGGUACAGACAGGUAGUGGAAUAGGCAAAGGUCCAGAGGUGGAUAUAAGUGAUAUACCUGUCGACAAGGUCAUAGAUGCUGUUAUGGAGGGCUUGGAUAUAGUGCCCAUAGAGCUAUUGAAUGUAGCUUUCGACAAUGCCAGAAGAGCCAUAACAGAAGGUUCAAUAAAUGCAAUUCCGGUAUUAGCUUCUGCAUUGGGAUUAAGCAAAAUGGAACCGAAAGAGGAAGACUUUGAUGAAGUGCUGAAUCCCUUAGAUAUGGAUCUGGAUGAUGAUGAUCUAUUGCUUGAAGGACUUGAUGAACAACCAGAAGAGGAAGACCAACAACUGACAUUCACAUCUUUCACCCUUCCUCAACCGGAACCCUUGGAAUUAGAUGACAAAUUAUACGUUCUGUCAACGGCCUUACAGAGGAUUUGGACAACAGGUGCCGAUCUAUCGACUUUGCCCGAUCCUAAAGAAGACGUAGAGACUGAUGCACUGAAGAUGGCUGUGAAGCCGAAAGAGAUGUGGAUGCUUUUGUUAGCUAGAUUAGCGACGAGGGUACAUGGAGAUGUGGACAAGGAGAGACGAAAAGCUGUAGCAGAUUAUGUCGUGGAGGAUUUCGUAAAUCGGUCCAAAUUUGCUUCUAUAUGGCUCAACGAAGAAUGGUACACAUCGAAAUUGUCCCCAUCUCCAUCGUCCGCUUAUACCGACAAUCUGUUAUCGAUACUGAACGCAUAUUUACCUAAAAUCGAUUCCAAGGAUAAAACGCUCUCAGCAUUCAUUUCUGACCUUCCUGAAAUUCCUCCACAGCUCGUUGAACUACUUGAGGGAUUGUGCCAAGACGUUGAUCGGAAUCUCGUCGGGUUCUUAGCACUCAGGGACAUCGUCGAAGCUCGUCCUCCAGCAAGAAAGGCUGCCUUAGACGCUCUGUUGGGGUUGUGUACUCAUCCAGAGAGGAGGAUACGAGUUUUAGCUAUCAUCACCACAGUCAGGAAAUGGGGUCCUGAAUCACCUAUGAUGCCUACAUUGGUCAAAUACGCUUUAGGUGUAUUGUGGAGAUUGAGACCUCAAGACGACGAGGAUGUCCGGAUGGAAGAAGGAUUAGUGAUUCCUGAUCAGAUAGAAAGCAAAUUCUUGGAAGAAGUGACACCGGAAAGUGUACAACAACAUGUCGAAUUAGCUUUUGCUUUGACUAAAAGAAAACAGGAAUUGUUAGAUACAAUCUUCCAACUUUACCCCUUACUCCCACCGGAAAUACAAAACUCACUGGAGGCGCAAUUAAUGCCUCUUAUCCAGUCUUUGGGACCAACGGAGAAAUUGUUAGAAAUCCUCAAAUCGUUCCCUGAAGGAGCGGAGAAGUUGGUCAUGCGGAUCAUCGGUGUAUUGAGUGAAGGAGGAUCGAAUCCAGCUUUGACAAGUGUGAUCAAGACUCUGCUAGCGGAGAAAGAGGUUGAAGGGAAAUUUGUGGCUUCAGUGGUUGGUGAUCUGGACAAGGCUGAGAUUGAACACCAAUUACCUCGAAUCGUAGCUCUUCUGGCCAACCCAGAUGAUAAAGAUCUUGUCAGGACUGCUUUCGCUUCUAUGUUGGGUAAGAUGACCCCCGCGGAUCUGAUGGUGGCUUUGCAUCAAGACGAAACUCAAUUAAAAUAUACCAUUGAAGCUAUCGGCAUCUGUUUCUCAAUGACAACGGUAUUCCGAUCUGAUGUAUUAGCCAACUCUAUGUCAAGAAUAGCAGAUUCUGCUAAUUUACCAGUCGUAUUCUUAAGAACAAUCAUUCAAGUAGUCACGACAUAUAAAUCACUGAUACCGUUCGUCGCCAACCAUAUAUUACCAAAACUGAUCUCCACAACCAAGAAGAUAUGGGAAACACCACCUAUCUGGGAUGGAUUUAUCAGAUUAGCUAAAUUGAUCGCACCUGCAAGUUUCGGUGCUCUACUUCAAUUACCAAAAGAACAAUUGAAAGAAGUGGUCAAGAAACAACCUGCGUUAAAAGGCGGGCUGAAAACUUUCUUAAUGAACAAACCUGGAAGCAAAGCUGCCCUGGCGGAGAUCUUUGGCGAGGAAGAAGUCGUGACACAAUCAUAA
Kwoniella shivajii is the source of this 3198-nucleotide messenger RNA. RefSeq lists its product as uncharacterized. Gene Ontology annotation, cellular component: mRNA cleavage and polyadenylation specificity factor complex. Lineage: Eukaryota; Fungi; Basidiomycota; Tremellomycetes; Tremellales; Cryptococcaceae. The record is from RefSeq and is a predicted model, not a curated record. The transcript has 11 exons. Bases 1 to 3198 code for a protein of 1065 amino acids.